This is a messenger RNA of Saprolegnia diclina VS20, 4353 nucleotides long. RefSeq lists its product as hypothetical. Gene Ontology annotation, cellular component: cytoplasm; vesicle; actin cytoskeleton. The transcript is spliced from 9 exons. Gene Ontology annotation, molecular function: metal ion binding; microfilament motor activity; ATP binding. Lineage: Eukaryota; Oomycota; Saprolegniomycetes; Saprolegniales; Saprolegniaceae. The coding region runs from base 1 to 4353 and encodes 1450 amino acids. The record is from RefSeq and is a predicted model, not a curated record. Gene Ontology annotation, biological process: vesicle transport along actin filament; actin filament organization.
AUGGUGCGACUGGACGACGGAAGCGUGCUUCCGCUGCUCCAGCUCGAGCGGGACAUGGACGUUUGCCGCGGGAACGCAUCGUCGUCGGUCGACCUCGAGGACCUCGGCAUGCUCACGCACUUGAACGAGCCGUCGAUGGUGCACUGUCUCGAGGAGCGCUUCAUGGUCGACAAGGUCUACUGCCACACGGGCGAGAUGCUGCUGGCGGUGAACCCGUUCAAGACGAUUCCGCGCCUCUACGAUGUGGACGCGUACCGUGCGACGCUCCACGCGAGCAUGCACAAGGUGCCGCAUGUCUUCACGACCGCCCACGACACCUACCAGGCGCUGCAUACGACGAACCCGGCGACGAACACGCACAUGAACCAGACCGUCUUGGUAAGCGGCGAGAGCGGGUCUGGGAAGACCGAGUCGACCAAGUUCAUCAUGCAGUACCUCGCGGUCGUGAGCAAGGUCGACGCCAGUAGCAGUCACAACAGCAUUGCCGAUCAGGUCUUGCAGUCCAACCCGAUAUUGGAGUCGUUUGGGAACGCGCGGACGCUGCGCAACGACAACUCGAGCCGGUUUGGCAAGUUUGUCAAGAUCUGGUUCGCACCACAGAAGCACGACACGCUGCGCCUCAUUGGCACCACGAUCGAGACGUACUUGCUCGAGAAGGUCCGCUUGGUGCACCAGGCCCACGGCGAGCGCAACUUUCACAUCUUUUACGAGCUCCUCGCCGCGGCAGCUGCCAAUCCGCUGCUGCGCGCGAGCCUGCACUUGGAAGCGCCGGUUACGGCCUAUGCGUACCUCGGCGGCAGCGGCUGCUACGUGCGCCAGGACAACGUGCGCGACGAGGACGAGUUUCAAAAGACCAUGCGCGCCAUGGCGAUCGUGGGCUUUGAAGAGCACGAGAAGGCGUCAAUCUUGGAGAUUGUUGCGAGUCUCUUGCACCUGGGCAACAUGGUGUUUGGGCUCCAGCCGGGCGGCGGCAGCGGAGGGUCCGAUGCCACCAUGUCGGACGUCGCUUCGUUCCAGGAGCUCCACUACGUCUCGUCGCUCCUCGCAGUGGAGCCGGACCGGCUUCGGAGUGCGCUCACAAAGCGGCAAAUCAAGGCCAAGGACGAGUGGUACGUCGUGCAGUUGACAGUCGCGCAAGCCGAAGAAGCGCGCGAUGCGAUGGCGCGCUCAAUCUAUGGGUACCUCUUUGACUGGAUCGUGGCCAAAGUCAACACUUGCAUUGGCGGCCGCGAGUUUGCGGCAACCGACCGCUUCAUUGGCGUGCUCGACAUCUUUGGCUUCGAGUCAUUCGACGUCAACAGCUUUGAGCAGCUGUGCAUCAACUACGCCAACGAACGCCUCCAGCACCACUUUAUCGACUUUGUCUUGACGCAAGAGCAAAAACGGUACAUGGCCGAGGGCAUUCCGUGGGCGACCUUGACGGUCCCGCUCAACGACGGCUGCCUCGACAUCCUCGAGGCCCGACCCACCGGUGUCCUCGCGCUCCUCGACGAAGAGUGCAACAUCCCAAAAGGCUCGGACGCGGGCCUCACGCGCAAGCUGUACCAGAUCUACAGCAACCAUGGACACUUUAGCGCGUCCCGGCGCGACCAAGUCGAGCUCGCGUUUGUCAUCAAGCACUACGCCGGCGCCGUGCGCUACGACGCGCGUGGGUUUUGCGAGAAGAACCGCGACAAGCCGCACCAAGAGAUCUUCGAUCUCCUCUCGUCGUCCUCGAAUGCGUUCAUUGCGCUCCUCUGCCGGCCUGUCGACGUGCUCGUCGAGAACGCGGCGAAUCUGCCGACGCUUCGCCGCAAGUCGUCGCUCGUCUCGAUGGGCCUUGGCUCGCAGUUUCGCAAGCAGCUGCACCAGCUCCUCGAGAUGAUUGCGUUGACGCAACCCCACUACAUUCGGUGUCUCAAGCCCAACGACGCCAACAAGAAGGAGCUCUUUCAGCGCCAGCGCAUGGCCGAUCAGCUGCGCUACGGCGGCGUCCUCGAAGCUGUGCGCAUCGCCCGCCUUGGCUACUCGGUGCACAUGAAGCACGCGCAAUUCGUUGACCGGUACCGGCGCGUGGUCGCCGCCCAAAACGCGUUGUCGCUUGAUACGCUGAUACAAACGCUCACGACGACGAUGGUAGCCACAUGGCCGUACCGAAGUGACGCGGACGCGUCAGCCUCGACCUCGGCGUUGUACCGCUUAGGCCUCGAGAAGGGCAAGACGCUUGUGUUUCUGCGGCAGUCGACGUACGACUUUUUGGAGCUGGCGGUGGGCCGCCGCCUCAAGGCGAGCACCACUCGCGUGCAGGCGUUUGCGCGCAUGGCACUCCAGCGCAGUCGGUUCUGGACAGCGCAGCGCAGCGUGCACACCCUCCAGCGCGUCGCGCGUGGGUUUCUGGCGCGUUGCGUCUGUCGCCGCCUGCGGUCGCAACGGCGCCUCGCACUGUAUCUUCAAGCCUGGUACCGCGGACGCCAGGAGCGAAUCGCGUGGCAGUGCUGCAAGGAGCGACGCGCCAGCCUCCGUAUUCAGCGCCAAUGGCGCCGCCAUGCCGCGCAGCAGACGUACCGCUGCACACGCCGCGACGUGGUGCGAGUGCAGUGUCGAUGGCGCGUCCGGAUGGCUUGUCGAGCGCUGCAGAGACGCAAGGCCGACGCCAUGUCGCUACAGCACACGAUUCAAGAACGCAACGAGCUGCGUCAGCGACUCGUUGCGACGCUGAACGAGGCCGACAUCGCCAAGCGGCGCGCGGCCGAAGCGGAGCGCCAGCUGCAAGAAAUGAAGGCGCUCGUUCAAGCGAUGCAAAAUGGCGGCCAUCAACUCGAGCCCGUGGGUUCGAAUGUCUCGCCGGUGUCUGUAGAGGUACCACAUCAAGAAGCAGCAGUCGUGGUGGUGCCACCGACAACCAUCAACGCACCUUACACGCUCGAGCACACACAUCAGAAGGCGCCAACCGACGAGCACCCUAGUGUCUUGAUCCCUACUGCGCCAGAGGCCACGCUACCGCCAUCGGCGAUGCGUAUCUCGCCAACCGCGUUCCCAGCCACCGACGCUGUAGGCGAACGAACGGUUGUUGUUUGCACGGAGCAUCUCGCAGCCCCGGACGUCGGCCGCCGCGAGGCCCCAAGUGAGCGUUUGGUCAAUCGCCGCAGCGACGUGGCGCCAGUAGAAACGUCGCUGCUCCGGGACGUGGUGGAGUCGCACGUAUAUGUACCUCGGCGGCCGCUGAGUGCAGUGGUCAAGGAACUCGAUGCGCAGCAUCGAGUGAUGGCGACCGUUGCAACCAACUUUGUCGCUGCUUGCAUCGGCCAAGCCUCGCACGCCACGGCCGCACCACCGCAGGCCACAGCUGCAGCACCACUUCUCCCGCAUGUAGUUGUCGAGGGUACCCAUCUUCUCUCCCAGGAAGGCGCCACGAAUGUGGACUUGAUGCCGUUGCCUGCCCACAGCACUGUCGCAGUCCCGCCACGGACAGAGCACUCAGCACUGCCAGCAGGCCAGACAUCCCGACCCCCCUCGCCGCUGCUCGAGCACCAUACGCCAUACCAGACGUGGACCACCGCGUCGUUGGCGACGCUGAGCGAAGCCCUUGCGCAAGGGCAGGAUCCCGACGCGCAGGACGCCGCCGGGCGUACGCUGCUGCACGUGGCGGUCGAAACGGGCAAUGCGGAGAUGGUCGACCUGCUCUUGCAGCACAAGGCGAGCGUUGUGCUAGCCGACUUUGCCGCGCAGGAGACACCGUACCACGUGGCAGCCAAGCUCGCCAACAUGGAGAUCUCGGGCAUCUUCUGUCGCCCCGACAUUUACCCGCAGCUCGAUGUCAACCUUCCAGACAAGGAAGGCAACACGGUGCUGCACUUGGCGGCCAUGUCGCCUCGCCCGACCGCCGCGUAUGUGCUGGAGCUUUACCUCUGCAUGGGCGCCGACCCGAACGCGCAGAACGUGCUCGGACGCACGCCGCUGCACGUAUGUGCGCUGCACCGGCGGGAUGCCACGCUUAUCGAGCGCCUCGUGUCGUUUGGCGCCGACCCCAACGUCUAUGCGAUCGACCGCAAGAUGCCUCUGCACAUUGCGGCCAAGCGAGGUCUGGUCGACGCCUGCAUCGAGCUCGUCAAGGGCGGUGCAAGCAUGACGCUGCGCGACGGCAACUACGAGUGCGUCGUCACCUCGGAGCUCGCCAAUCAGUUGCGACCACAUGUGCGCCACCCGCCACAUCUGGUGCCCGAUGCCGACGCGGACGCGUGCAUGCUCUGUGCGUACCCGUUCAACUUUUUGGUGCGGCGCCACCACUGCCGCGUCUGCGGGAUUCUCGGCUGCUCGGACUGCGUCAGCAACAAGCGCUGUGUCGCGUGCGUCGCCGCGGCCGAGAGCAAGUAG